Styela clava is the source of this 1482-nucleotide messenger RNA. Its product is annotated as zinc phosphodiesterase ELAC protein 1-like. Gene Ontology annotation, cellular component: nucleus. NCBI's taxonomy places the organism in Eukaryota, Metazoa, Chordata, Ascidiacea, Stolidobranchia, Styelidae. The record is from RefSeq and is a predicted model, not a curated record. Gene Ontology annotation, molecular function: 3'-tRNA processing endoribonuclease activity.
ACUUUUGUGUAAUGCUGAUUCUUAGAUCACGUUUGCAAUCAGUAAACGGUGGAGCGAGGUGUCGAUAUCCUGGUAUCUGUGUUGGUUUAUAAGUAAGAUUCUCAACUGGCUUCGAUCUCUAAGAGAGGAGAUCAAGAAUGGAUGUCGCAUUUUUGGGAACUGGAUCGGGCUAUCCAUCACCGUGUAGGAGUGCUUCGUGUAUGGCAAUAAGACAUGAAGGAGAAGUCUGGUUGAUUGAUUGUGGGGAAGGAUCACAAACACAAAUCAUGAAAACAAAACUAAUUCGACCGGGAAGAAUAACAAAAAUUUUCAUCACCCAUCUGCAUGGCGACCAUUUGUUUGGCUUACCAGGUCUUCUCUGCACAAUAUCAAUGGCAUAUAAAUCUUCUAAUGAAGAAGCAAUGGAAGUUGAAAAGGAAGAUAUUGAUCCCACAGAUACUAUUGUUGAAAUAUAUGGACCAUGUGGCCUAAGGAGAUUUCUGAGGGAAUCUCUCAAUUUAUCUCGUUCUAUAUUAUCAUUUAAAUAUGUUGUUCAUGAACUAGUUCCUGAAAAUAAACAAUAUAAUCAUAUUAAAGGAGGAGAUCCUGACUGGAGCAAGUGGAGUCCAGAUCAUAUGGCAACAGGCAGUCUUCACAUAAAUGAAUGUAAACAUGGACGUGCAAUAUUUUAUGAUUCAUCCUGUGAAGGUUGGUUUAUAUUCAAAGACGAGAAGAUCACAAUACUGGCAGGUCAGCUCUGUCACCGUAUUCCUGCUUUUGGCUACGUUUUCUUUGAACCUCCGAAACCUGGUCGUUUAGAAAGUGAAAAACUACAAAAAGCUGGCGUACCGAAAGGACCACUGUAUGGAAAAAUCAAGCGAGGUGAAUCAGUGACACUCGCGGAUGGAACGGUUAUUAACCCAAGGGAUUAUAUUGGUCCUGAACAACCUGGCAGAAAGGUAGCUAUAUUGCAAGACACUCGUGAUUCCUGGUCAACUCUUUCAAUUUGUCAAAACUGUGAUGUCAUGAUACAUGAAGCAACAAAUGAAAAUUCACAUUAUAAACAAUGUUAUGAUAACGGACAUUCAACGCCGGCAAUGGCUGCAGAAUUUGCAACUGCUGCUAAUGCUUCAACAUUAGUUCUGACACAUUUUAGUCAAAGAUACAAGGAUCCACAUUUGCAUGAGGAGAUUGAUGACACGGAUCUCACCGUGGAUAAAUUAGUUGAAGAAGCUGGUGAAGGGUUUUUAGGAAAUGUGAUUGCGGCAUAUGAUGGUCUUAUUUUACCUGUAACAAGAAAAGUCAAAUGAUUCCACGACUGUCAGUAUUCGAAAAUGGCUAUCAGUAUUGGUUUGCUUUUCACACCAAGAUUGCCAAAAGUUUGUUCUGUUUUGUUCCAAUCAGUCUAAGAUUGUCUGUGAUGCAUUAUUAUUUUAUCAAAACAUCAAUUGCUUUUUGUCAUUUUCUUGUAGCUUUCGAGAUAUUGGAUACAGUGUCAAAAUA